Messenger RNA from Osmia bicornis bicornis, 366 nucleotides. RefSeq lists its product as uncharacterized. The record is from RefSeq and is a predicted model, not a curated record. Lineage: Eukaryota; Metazoa; Arthropoda; Insecta; Hymenoptera; Megachilidae. The transcript has 2 exons. The coding region runs from base 1 to 324 and encodes 107 amino acids.
AUGUCGGCACUGGAUGCGACCCCCGGUGUCGGCCAUAUGCUAGGCACCCUAGAUGGGCACCAAUGUGCCAGGCGUGGAAGGCUCCAGAGCUCCAGAGUAAUAUGCAUACAUAAGAUCCCAAAGCUCUCCUUCAGCACUGGUGCCGGUCGCCGUGGGGUUUUAGUCAGUAAGAAUCUGAUACUCCUCCACCGCUCGCCCCCAGGGGUCGACGGGGAGUCUUGUGCAAGAUUUUACCACGUUAAAAAAAAAAAGUUUACAGCCACUAAUUCAAGUAAAAAGCUUACAGCGGUACAAUGCAAGGAUGUAAGGAAAGCAGGGGUGUAAAGGGGUGCUCUAAUCUCAUCCGGGGUAUCUGGGACCCCCUAU